Messenger RNA from Cajanus cajan (pigeon pea), 1638 nucleotides. RefSeq lists its product as uncharacterized. NCBI's taxonomy places the organism in Eukaryota, Viridiplantae, Streptophyta, Magnoliopsida, Fabales, Fabaceae. The record is from RefSeq and is a predicted model, not a curated record.
GUUCCGAAGUUUGAAGUUUGAAGUUUGAAGUUAGAAGCAUGAACAUGACACCCUUUUCACAAGCCUAAUAAUCCUCUUCGCCGUCUCAUUGCAUUGCAAUAUAUAGAGACACAUAGCUAUUAACACUUCACUUUCGCUCUCUCUAGAUUUGGUUUGUGUGUGGUAGCUUCAUCGUCCCCACUGAAUAGUGAAGGGUACAUAGCACCCCACCACCCUAUUUCACUCUCCCAAUCAUGCCUUCGGGUGCUAAGAAGAGAAAAGCUGCCAGGAAAAAGAAGCAAAAGGAAAGCAACAUCAACCCAUCAGCCAACAACCCCAAAGAUAAUGAUGAUUUGAAGUCCCAAGAUGGGAAAGGAAGUGAUGGUAAUUCUCCUGUAUAUUAUGAACAUGAUGGCCUUCGUAAUCCAUCCAAUGAUGGAAGUGAAGAGCUGGAAGAGAGGGGGCCAUUGACUGCUCAACCGCGUGCUUCUGAUGUCGAGUCCUCUGAAGAAGUCCCUCGUGAUGUCAAGAUUGACCAUUUGUUAGGAGGAGAGGAAGGUGGUGGUGUUUUGGUAGAGAGAGGUUUGGAGUCUGAGGAAAGUUCUGAGAGCACAAAUGCAAGUUUUGAGCACAUUGAGACUGCCAAGGAAUCACAUUAUCAGGAUGGGAAUGGCUACGAUAUCUCAAAGGGUGAAUCUUUCACUCAGAAGAGAGGUUUGGAGUCUGAGGAGAUUUCCAAGAGCAAAAAUGUAAGUUUUGAGCAUAUUGAGACUGCCAACGGUGGCGAUACUUUAAAGGGUGAAUCCUUCCCUGAAAAGAACUCAGAGGAUGGGUAUUGUAAUUCAGUUGAAGAGGCAAUUGCAAGUCAUGAGUUGGUUAAGUCCAUUGAUUCUUCCCCUUCCAAAAUGAUUUCUAUUACUGAAAUGGCACCAGUUGAGGAGACUGUUAAUUCAGCUUCUGACCCUGCUGUUACUUCAAUUAAGGCCAUGAAUUUUGUUUCUGAGGUAGAAAAGAGCGAUAGUGGAAGUGUAUUACUAGAGAAGUCAGUGGUCCAUCCUGCAGAAGCGACCAACUUUGCUAUGAAGGUAAAUGAGGACAAUGCAUACUCCUUAACUAAUCAGAAUGUGACAACAUCAAGUGUAAAGGAACCUAAGCCAAAGGAAUGUGAUAAUGAAGUGUUAGCUUCACUGUCUGCUAGUCCUUUCACUAAAUUUACUAAUGGUGCAGAAAAUAUUAAGGAUUCCAAGACUGCAGAGCAAUCUGAAAAUCAGCCUCGUGUAGCAUCGGCUCCAAAUGUGGUGAAAAAGACCUCCUGGUUGAGUUGCUGUGGAUUGUUUGAAGUUCUGUUAACUUCAAAUAGAUAAUUUCAGGUUUUGCCGUUGAAGAAAUACAAGCGCGAGUAUUUCAACUGAUGGGUCAAACUUGUGAAGAUUUAGAAGAACUUUCUUAAGAAUUUUGUGAUAUUUUAAUGUAGAUUAUCUCCUUUAAGAUCUUCAAAAAUAUAGCGGGCAAGUAGGCAAAACUGUGUAAUCCAUACAAUGUUUGUUUUCAUUACAGUUGGAAUUGUUUGUGGUUGUUGUGUUAGCGACAAUUACAGUCUUGCAAACUGAUUUGUUAAUUUUAUGAUUUGGAAUUUUUGUCUUAGUACUGUUUUCUGUU